Amaranthus tricolor (Joseph's coat) is the source of this 863-nucleotide messenger RNA. RefSeq lists its product as uncharacterized. The record is from RefSeq and is a predicted model, not a curated record. Lineage: Eukaryota; Viridiplantae; Streptophyta; Magnoliopsida; Caryophyllales; Amaranthaceae. The transcript is spliced from 3 exons. The coding region runs from base 150 to 605 and encodes 151 amino acids. Gene Ontology annotation, cellular component: cytoplasm.
AUAGGGAUUAAUUUUUAAAUUUAUGGGAUAAGAGAGUAGUAGAUUUGCGUAAAAUCUUGAAAUAUUACAGGUUGAAGUUGCGGAGAGGAAGGAGCAAAAACCCUAAACCCUUCCUCGUUACACAAUAAGCGAGAGUGGAAUACGGAGCGAUGAACCACAUUGGCAAUGCAGAAGAGCAAAUUGUAACUGAGAGAUUGAGGAGAAAACUCAAUGAAGUUAAUUCUUCUGCUCAGCAACAGCUUUCUGGGGUUCAGGAUCAUAUCAAUUUUACUCUCCAGAAAGCGUACUUCAAGUGUGCGUAUAGUUGCUUCGAUAGGAGUCGAACACAGGAUGAGAUUAGCAAUUGUGUAGAACAUUGCAGUGUUCCUGUUAUGCAAUCUCAGAAUCUCGUCGAGGGUGAAAUGGCUAAGUUUCAGGAAAGGUUGCAACGAGCGUUGAUGGUGUGUCAAGACAAAUACGAGUCUUCAAAACUGCAACCCGGCCAAUCAAAGUCCAUGACUGACCUUGAGUCAUGCGUUAACCAGUCAAUUGACGACAGUAUCAAGACUCUACCAUCCCUUGUUGAUAGAUUGAAGACUAGCCUUGGCAUGAAUGACAGCACUUAAGGUUGCUCGGAGGACCUAGUUUUAGAUUUUGUCUUAAAAUAAUUCUAGGCUCAAGAAGACCUUUUAGAAUGUCGAAUAUACUAUCUUUGUGCGUUUUUGCAUUAUUUAGGAUGGAAUUUCACAUUUGCAUCAUCAAGUAGGCUUGUCACACAUUAGCUCUUGAAUGAUGGAUGAUAUAUGUUCAUUCAGCCAAAAUGAGAAUGGAUAUCCAAAUUUGUUAAAUUAUUGGCCUAUUAUAUAGGCACACUUAAUUGCUUA